Messenger RNA from Ricinus communis (castor bean), 821 nucleotides. Its product is annotated as putative glycine-rich cell wall structural protein 1. The transcript has a single exon. The record is from RefSeq and is a predicted model, not a curated record. NCBI's taxonomy places the organism in Eukaryota, Viridiplantae, Streptophyta, Magnoliopsida, Malpighiales, Euphorbiaceae. Bases 10 to 564 code for a protein of 184 amino acids.
ACCACUUUCAUGCACCUCAAAAUCAUAACGUGCACUAACACAACUUUAGGUUUCCAUCAUAAUCCUCUACUCUCUCACAGGCAUAAUUCAAAACCCAAGAAUUUCAAUAAAAUAAUGCAGCCCAGUUUCUUUUGUUUCACUCUCUUCUUUCUUUUCUUCAUCACUGGAGUUACUGUUGGUGGCGCUGCUGUUGACAAGCUAGUGGCUUCUCCUGAAAUGUCUACAGGGCCUAAUAAUGAGCAAGGCGACGGCUCCACUGGGGCUACUGGCUCUGGUCAUGGCCCAAACUAUGACUACAGUUGGGGCUGGGGGUCUAGUCCGGGUAGUGGAUGGGGUUAUGGUUCGGGUUCAGGUCGGUCGCCAAAUGGGUUCGGUAGAGGUUUUGGAUAUGGGUUUGGGUCUGGAAGUGGGUCAGGUUCUGGAUAUGGUUAUGGGUCAGGCAGUGGUGGUGCACAUGGCGGUGGAUAUGGGGCUGGAAGUGGGUCUGGUGGCAGGGCUGGUGGAGAAAGUGGCGGUGGCAGUCACUCGCCAGCUGAUUCUAAAGGGAAAAGAAACCAUGGCUGAUGAGAUAUGCGGUGUUUUAAUGGAUCAAAGUUUGAGGUUUAUGUUUUAAAUAGGGUCCAAGGUGUGUAAGCUGGCUAGCUAUAUUUGUUAUAUAGUUUGAGUUUGGCAUAUAUAUGCAGUUUUAUUACUGUUUCUUUUCUUUUCCUUUUUCUUUUUAACAAAAGCUUUGCCUCUCUGUUACUUGCAUUACUGCCAUGAUAUGUAUAAUCAAAGCUCAAAUAUCAAUAUCGAACGAAACUCUGAAAAAUUCUCAAUUA